GACAGACUAUUCUCCUUGAUGCAAACAGGAUUGAAAGAGAAUUGAAAAGGAAAUUUCUCAAUAUGUGAUUCAUGUUAAUAUUGCAUUCUUUUGCCUCUAAAAUAAUUUCUUACAGCAUAAAUGUGGUAGGAAUUCUACAAAAUGAGAGACGUUGAAUGAGGUGAGUGAUUUUUAGUUUUGUCAUUUGAUUAUUACUUAGUUACAGUCUCAAACCUGAUCCCUUUCCAUAUAUUACUCCGAUGACUGAUCUUUAUCAUUGUAAGUUCUUAGAGCGAUGACUGAUCUUUAUUAUUGUAAGCUCUUAGAGGUUUUUUUCAUUGCUGUAAGUUAACAGUGCUUUUAUAUCCUUCAGGAAAGAAGAGAUUACUCAAAAGAAACUCUGAAGUAGAGGACCCAGUUGUAGUGAGCUUUUUGCUAAGCUGUUUCACCCCAGAACGGCUAUGGAAUCCAGAGCAGUUUCAACCCCGGUACCUCAGAAUUCUCAGGAACAAGAGCUAAUACUAGUGAAAGUAGAAGAAAGCCUUUCUUGGGGUCAGAAACUUAAGCAGAAUAGGAGUAACCGAUCCUGCCAGGAACUGUUUCGCCAGCAGUUCAGAAAGUUUUGCUACCAGGAGACACCUGGGCCCCGGGAGGCUCUGGGCCGACUCCAGGAGCUUUGCUGUCAGUGGCUGAGGCCAGAGUUGCACACGAAGGAGCAGAUCCUGGAGCUGCUGGUGCUGGAGCAGUUCCUGAGCAUCCUGCCUGAGGAGCUGCAGAUCUGGGUUCAGCAACACAGUCCAAAAAGUGGCGAGGAAGCUGUGACUCUGUUGGAGGAUUUGGAGAGGGAAUUUGAUGAUCCAGGGCAGCAGGUCCCAGCUAGUCCACAGGGACCAGCAGUGCCAUGGACGGAUUUGACACGUCUUGGAGCAUCCCAGGAGUUAACAAACAUUGAACUCCAGCCUUUAAAGAGACAGCUGAAACCCUGGGAACCUUGCCUUUCCCCCAGAAGCGUAUCACACGAGCAAAGUCCACAAAAUCCUGAAGAUGAGAGAAUACAAUCCAUUCCAGGAAUUGCAGAUUGUGAGAACAAUGGAUCAUCAACAAAGAAGGACAUUUCAGGAGAGAAAUCGCAAAGACUUCCCCAGGAGCCUUCAUUUGGAGGAAUUAGUGAACAUGAAAGCAGUUCAGAGUGGCAGCAUGGAAGUGCUACAGGGGAGAAAUUAAGAAGAUCCCCUUCCCAAGGGGGCAGUUUUAGUCAAGUAAUCUUCACACACAAAUCUCUAGGAAGCAAAGACCAUCCUGAGCCCCAGAGAAGCUUGAUUCUAAAUACAAACUCUAUAACGUAUCAGAAAGUUCCUACAGAAGAGAGACCUUACAGGUGUGAUGUAUGCGGGCACAGCUUCAAACAGCAUUCUGCUCUAACACAACAUCAGAGAAUCCAUACUGGAGAAAAGCCAUACAGAUGUAGCCAGUGUGGGAAGGCCUUUAGUUUGAGGUCCUAUCUUAUUAUUCAUCAGAGAAUUCAUAGUGGUGAGAAAGCAUAUGAAUGUAGUGAAUGUGGGAAGGCCUUCAACCAGAGCUCAGCCCUCAUUAGACAUCGGAAAAUCCAUACUGGUGAGAAAGCUUGUAAAUGUAAUGAAUGUGGCAAAGCAUUCAGUCAAAGUUCGUAUCUCAUUAUCCAUCAAAGAAUUCACACUGGUGAGAAACCCUACGAGUGUAAUGAGUGUGGGAAAACCUUUAGCCAAAGCUCAAAGCUUAUUAGACACCAGCGAAUUCAUACAGGAGAAAGACCUUAUGAAUGUAAUGAGUGUGGAAAAGCUUUCAGGCAGAGCUCAGAGCUGAUAACCCAUCAGAGAAUACAUAGUGGAGAGAAACCCUAUGAAUGUAGUGAGUGUGGAAAAGCCUUCAGUCUGAGCUCAAACCUCAUCAGACACCAGAGAAUUCACAGUGGAGAGGAACCUUAUCAGUGUAAUGAAUGCGGCAAAACCUUCAAAAGGAGCUCAGCCCUUGUUCAGCAUCAGAGAAUCCACUCCGGGGAUGAGAAACCCUAUGAAUGUGAUAAGUGUGGAAAGGCCUUUAAUGUGAGCUCAGCCCUGGUUCUGCAUCAGAGAAUUCAUACUGGGGAGAAACCCUAUCCUUGUAAUUGGUGUAUUAAAAGUUUCCGUCGGAGCUCAGACCUUAUUAAACAUCAAAGAGUCCACACUGGUGAAAAACCUUACAAAUGUGAUGAAUGUGGGAAAGCCUUCAGUCAGAGCUCUGAUCUUAUUAUACAUCAGAGAAUACAUACAGGAGAAAAACCCUAUCAGUGCAGUCAUUGUAGUAAAAGUUUUAGCCAACGCUCAGACCUAGUUAAACAUCAAAGAAUACAUACUGGAGAGAAGCCUUAUACAUGUAACCAGUGUAACAAACAUUUUAGUCAGAGUUCUGAUGUUAUAAAACAUCAAAGAAUCCACACUGGUGAGAAACCAUAUAAAUGUGAUGUGUGUGGAAAAGCCUUCAGUCAGAGCUCCGAUCUUAUUCUACAUCAGAGAAUCCACACUGGAGAGAAACCAUAUCCAUGUAAUCAGUGUAGCAAAAGUUUCAGUCAGAACUCAGACCUUAUUAAACAUCGAAGGAUCCACACUGGAGAGAAACCCUAUAAAUGUAAUGAAUGUGGGAAAGCUUUUAAUCAGAGCUCAGUCCUUAUUCUGCAUCAGAGAAUUCACACUGGAGAGAAACCCUAUCCAUGUAAUCAGUGUAGCAAAACCUUCAGUAGACUUUCAGAUCUUGUUAAUCAUCAACGAAUUCACACUGGAGAGAAGCCUUACCCAUGUAACCAGUGCAGUAAAAUGUUUAGUCGAAGAUCAGACCUUAUUAAACAUCAUAGAAUUCAUACAGGCGAGAAACCCUAUGAAUGUGAUGAGUGUGGGAAAACCUUUAGUCAAAGCUCAAACCUUAUUCUGCAUCAGAGAAUCCACACUGGAGAGAAACCCUAUCCAUGUAACGAUUGUACUAAAAGUUUUAGUCGUCGUUCAGACCUUGUGAAACAUCAGAGAAUACACACUGGAGAGAAACCGUAUGCAUGUAAUCAGUGCAAUAAAAGUUUUAGUCAAAGCUCAGACCUCACUAAACAUCAGAGAGUACACUCUGGGGAAAAACCCUAUCAUUGUGAUUGUUGUGAGAAAGCCUUCAGUCAGAGUUCUGACCUUAUUCUUCAUCAGAGAAUUCACACUGGAGAAAAACCAUAUCUGUGCACACAGUGCAGCAAAAGUUUCAGUCAGAACUCCGACCUUAUCAAGCACCAGAGGAUCCACACUGGGGAAAAACCAUAUAAAUGUAAUGAAUGUGGGAAGGCUUUCAGUCAGUGCUCAGCUCUUGUCCUACAUCAGAGGAUCCACACUGGGGAGAAACCAUAUCCAUGUGAUCAGUGUGGCAAAAGCUUUAAUCGGCGCUCUGAUCUCACUAACCAUCAAAGAAUCCACACUAAUGAAAAUCCAUAUAAAUGUGAUGUGUCUGGGAAAGCCUUUAGCACAUGCACUGAUCUUACUGAACACCAGAGAAUCCACAUUGGAGAGAAACCCCACAGGUGUGUUCAAUGUAGCAGAAGUUUUAGCCAACUCUCUGAUCUUAUUAAUCAUGAGAAAGUCCAUUCUGGGGAAGACACUCUAAAUGUGUUGAAUAUGGGAAAACCUUUAGUGUAUACACCAACUUUAUUCAGUACCAGAGACACUCUGCCAGAAAAAAAUCUUAUGAAUGCUAUGGAUGAUUAUGAAAAAGGUUUUAAUCAAUGCUCAACUUUUGUGCUACAUUAAAAAAAGACACACACACACUAGAGAGAAAGCAUAUUAAUUCAAUUUUUAUAAUGAAAGUUUAACUCAGAGCCCAGACAUUACUAAAGAAAAUUUCUGAGGAUGAAUCCUGUGAGUUGUUGGAAAACCUUCAAUGUGAAAAAAUUUUUACUGAAUGUCAGAAACAAUGGAAAAAAAUUUCUAUCUGCUGUAAUGUAAGAAAAGCUCUAGUCUUUUAUUCAAACACUACACAAGAGGAAAGUUUUAUCAUUAUAAGAAAUGUCUAACCAUAUUAAUGCAGAACCUUAUCAGAUAUUGUAAAAAUCAGUGUGGUGUUGUGUGCAAUCAGAACUCAGAAGGAAAUGUAUUAGUGUUAUAAUCUCAAACCUUUAGUGAGCCCAGCUCACCUAUUGCAUAUCAGAGAAGUUAUUUUAGAGAAUGUAGGGAAAACUUAAACCCUUCCCAUAUCUUAAUUGGCAUUCACUCUGAUAAUCCGCAUACCACUUACCUCCUGACAGCUGGAGAAUCCUACCUUAUGCAAACAUUAGUUAUUAAAUUCCCUCUGUGUGAACAUGCUAUGCUAUGCUGGUAUUAAACUUACUAACUGCAUAACUCUAGUGCCCCAUUUUCUGAAAUAUCCUUUUUUUGGGGGAGGGGGCCAAGUUUUGGUCUUCCUAGUGAGCAUGAGUUUUCAAGUUCCUGUGGUGUUCACAGCAAACAUGAAUUUAUUUUGCUCUUAAUAAUGUAGCCCAUCCACAAACUUUAGUGGUUUGAAAUUACUUCUUCAACACUACCAUUUAAUUACAGUUUCUAAAUAUGUGAAACAAUUUUUUAAAAAAUAAUUCCAUAUGUUAAAGUGUGAAUAUUUCUCUACUACUAUGUUUAUCCUGUCUGUCAUCUAUAGAUGGAACAAAAAUGUUAGCUGAAGUAACACCCACAUGACUAUAUUGCAUAUUCUGUCUAAAAAUAAAAAGACCUAUUGAUCUUUUUUUUAAUGGCAA
Messenger RNA from Balaenoptera musculus (blue whale), 4747 nucleotides. RefSeq names its product zinc finger protein 397. The transcript has 5 exons. Gene Ontology annotation, cellular component: nucleus. The coding region runs from base 441 to 3770 and encodes 1109 amino acids. The record is from RefSeq and is a predicted model, not a curated record. Gene Ontology annotation, biological process: negative regulation of transcription by RNA polymerase II. NCBI's taxonomy places the organism in Eukaryota, Metazoa, Chordata, Mammalia, Artiodactyla, Balaenopteridae. Gene Ontology annotation, molecular function: DNA-binding transcription repressor activity, RNA polymerase II-specific; DNA-binding transcription activator activity, RNA polymerase II-specific; RNA polymerase II cis-regulatory region sequence-specific DNA binding.